AUGAGCGCGCAGGCUGGGCUCCGUCGAAGGAAGGAGGAAAAGCAAGUGGGAACUAGGGAAGAUGCUGAUGAGGUUAUCAAGAACACGAACAAGCGUCCCACCCAUCCGCGGACUCUGGGCUGGAUACAGGUGGCCGUGGUGCCACUAAUCCUUUUUUUUGUCGCACUUGGCUCGCGAUUGUACAUGAUAGAAUACCCGUCCGAGGUCAUUUUUGACGAGGUGCACUUUGGCAACUUUGCUGCACAAUACGUACAGCGCAAGUUUUUCUUUGAUGUGCACCCCCCUCUUGCUAAAUUGAUUGUCGCGCUCAGUGCUUGGCUCGCUGGGUUCAACGGGAAAUUUGGGUUCGAGUCGAUUGGGCUCGAUUAUAUUGAGCCGGGUGUGCCGUACAAGGCGAUGCGGUCGUACCUGGCGGUGAUCGGUGCGCUGCACGUUCCGCUCGUGUACUCAAUCAUGCGCGAGACUGGCUUCGGUUUUGUGGCCGGACUGCUCAGCGCGUUGUUGGUCCUCGCCGACAAUGCCCACUUUGUCCAGUCGCGUUUUAUAUUACUGGACUCGCCCAUGAUUCUGUUUAUGCUGAUGAGCUUUUAUGCCUAUAUCCGGUUCUACGCGCUGCGGUUUAAUCCAUUUACGCGCAUGUGGUGGACAUGGCUCUGCGCUACCGGCAUCUGUCUCUCGCUCACGAUAUCGUGCAAGAUGGUAGGUCUGUUUGGCUUCUUCACGAUUGGAGCUGCUGUGGUGCUUGAUUUAUGGGAUCUGUUUGAUAUCCGGCACGGCAAUUCCCUGCGCGUCAUGACCCGUCACUUCUGCGCACGCGCCUUGUUCCUAAUUGUGGUGCCUGUAUUUGUGUACCUCUUUUGGUUCUGGGUCAGCUUUGCCAUUUUGAACCGCUCCGGCAGCGGCGACGAUUACAUGUCGAGCGAGUUCCAGCAGACCCUCGCGGGAAGUCCGCUCCUUGCCAACACACAGGAGCUGCACGCAUGCGACGUAAUCACGUUUAAGCACGUCGGGACCGACCGAUACCUUUUUUCAGGCCUAGGAAAUUAUCCGCACAAGUACGACGACGGGCGCAUCUCGAGCGACGGCCAAAUUGUCUCCGCAGUGGACUCUGCCGAGGACGGCAUUGCGUGGAAGAUUGUGCCGGUGGACCCUGUAAACAACGAGGACGGCUCGUUUAACAUUACACGACGCCGUAUAUACCAUGGACAAAAGCUGCGUCUUUUGCAUGUGGAUACAAACGCGUAUCUCAUGACGCACGACGUCGCUUCGCCGACGAUGCCGACCAACGAGGAAAUCACAACCUAUCCCGCAGAAGAGAGCACGGACGAUUUUGAGGACAGCGUCUUUCAAAUCUACUUUUCCAGCUCAAAAAAGGGCGCAGCGUGGGAGUCGCUGCGCACACGAUUCCGCCUUGUGCAUGUACCGACGCGCGUCGCGGUGUGGACAUGGGAAAAGUCGCUGUUGCCCGACUGGGCGCCCGACCAGUACGAAGUGAAUGGAAACAAGAACGCCAAGGACAAGACGGCAUACUGGGUGGUGGACUCUGUAGUCCCGGAUCCUGCAUCGCCCAUGCACCAAACACGCUCAAAACCAAGAGAAGCGCGUCCUGUGCAGCCACUGCCGUUCCUCAACAAGUACCUCGAGCUCCAGCGCGUCAUGUUUGAGCAGAAUGCGCGCUUAACCGAUGUGCAUCCGUACUCUUCUCGCCCCAUUACCUGGCCGUUUUUGGUCAAAGGCGUCUCGUACUGGGGCAACGACAAGGUGCGUGGCCAGAUCUACUUUAUCGGAAACGUUGUCGCUUGGUGGGGCGGCGUGUUGGGCGUGUCGCUCUUUGGCGCGCUGUUUUUCCUCGACAUGUUGAUGCGCCGCCGCGGCGUGUAUCAGAUCCCAACCGUGAUGCGCCAGCGCUACCUGCGCACCACAGGCUUUUUUGCGCUUGCGUGGGCGUGCCACUACUUCCCCUUCUUUUUUAUGGGCCGCCAGCUCUUUUUGCACCACUACCUUCCAGCGCAAAUUUGCUCUGUCAUGGUGCUCGCUGGCAUGCUCGAAUUUUUCAUGUCUGCCUCGCUGGACCUUCCCCUGUCGCGCCCCGGGCCGACGCUCGACCAGGACCAGAUCCGCUCGCCGUCACGGCGCAGGACGACGGGGCCGCUAAGCGCCGUCGUUCUUCUGCUCCUCUUGCUCGCCGCGCUUGUUUUUGUCUACUUGGCGCCGCUUUCCUACGGGCUAUCCAUGCACCCAGAAAUGGCCCAAUCCCGCAAACUGUUGCCCACCUGGCAAUUUCUUUACGUCUAG
Molecule: messenger RNA, 2295 nt
Organism: Malassezia vespertilionis
Lineage: Eukaryota; Fungi; Basidiomycota; Malasseziomycetes; Malasseziales; Malasseziaceae
Gene: PMT4
Product: dolichyl-phosphate-mannose--protein mannosyltransferase
Exons: 1
Coding region: 1-2295 (764 amino acids)
Biological process (GO): protein O-linked glycosylation via mannose
Cellular component (GO): membrane; endoplasmic reticulum
Molecular function (GO): dolichyl-phosphate-mannose-protein mannosyltransferase activity
Source: RefSeq, a predicted model, not a curated record